Messenger RNA from Setaria italica (foxtail millet), 3396 nucleotides. Its product is annotated as homeobox-leucine zipper protein ROC8. Gene Ontology annotation, biological process: regulation of DNA-templated transcription. The record is from RefSeq and is a predicted model, not a curated record. Bases 612 to 2747 code for a protein of 711 amino acids. Lineage: Eukaryota; Viridiplantae; Streptophyta; Magnoliopsida; Poales; Poaceae. Gene Ontology annotation, molecular function: lipid binding; DNA-binding transcription factor activity, RNA polymerase II-specific; DNA binding. The transcript is spliced from 10 exons.
CUCUCCCCUCCGUUGCCGUCGCCCCCACUGAUCACUCUCCUCUCCCCCCCUUCCACGCGCGAGCGCAGCGACGCCAACUCAGGCGGGGAGCGAGGGCGAGGUCUCCGGUCACACACUGCUCCCCUGUUGUCUGUCUCAGUCCACUCCCGUCAGAGAGAGAAGAGAGAGAGAGGGAGAGGGGAAGGCGCGGGAGUUAAGGGUGGAAGGGAAUUAAUGGCGCCAGCCCAGGAGGAACAAGCGAAGGCCUGAUCCAUCAUCGACCGAUUACAUAGGUGGUUCUUGGCUUGGCUGGUUCUCUUCUCUUUCUUCUUCCUGGCGAGCGAGCGAGCGGGGUGCCUGCCUUCCCCCCUCCUGAGCUGUAGCGUGCUGCUUCGUGAGGACCAGCGGGAUUACUGCUCGUACCUCCACUAUUUUCCAGCGUGGGAGCGAGGCUAUAUAGCGCCUAGGAGUGGAGUGACAGCUAUAGCCAAGCCCUCGUCGUACUAGUACUGCCGCCCGCCCGCCCGCUACUCGACUAGCAGCAACCCGAGUCGUCCGAGCACAGCCGGAUUGCAUUGCGGUCGGAGCAAUCCGCCGUCCGAGGCGAGGCGAGGCUCCGCCGCGGCGACGGGAUGGACUUCGGCGACGACGUCAUGGACGGCAACGACGGGCAGCGCCGGAAGAAGAGAUACCACCGCCACACCCCGCGCCAGAUUCAGCAGCUCGAGGCGAUGUUCAAGGAGUGCCCGCACCCGGACGAGAACCAGAGGAUGCAGCUGAGCAGGGAGCUGGGGCUGGAGCCUCGGCAGAUCAAGUUCUGGUUCCAGAAUCGCCGGACGCAGAUGAAGGCGCAGCACGAGCGGCAGGACAACUGCUUCCUCCGCGCGGAGAACGACAAGAUCCGGUGCGAGAACAUCGCCAUGCGCGAGGCGCUCCGCAACGUCAUCUGCCCGACAUGCGGCGGCCCGCCCGUCCCCGACGACUACUUCGACGAGCAGAAGAUGCGCAUGGAGAACGCGCGCCUCAAAGAGGAGCUUGACCGGGUGUCGAGCCUGACGUCCAAGUACCUGGGGCGGCCCAUCACGCAGCUGCCGCCGGUGCAGCCGCUGUCCAUGUCGUCGCUGGACCUGUCCGUCGGCGGCCUCGGCAGCCCGGCGCUGGGCCCGUCGCUGGACCUGGACCUCCUCAGCGGGGGCUCCUCGGGGUACCACCACCACCACCCGUCCUUCCACCUCCCGACGGCGGUGCCCGAGCUGGAGCGGCCAAUAAUGGCCGAGAUGGCGACGCGCGCCAUGGACGAGCUCAUCAGGAUGGCGCAGGCCGGCGAGCAGCUCUGGGCCAGGACCGGCGGCGGCCACGACGGAGGACGCGAGGUGCUCAACGUCGACACCUACGACAGCAUCUUCGCCAAGCCCGGGGGCUCGUUUCGCGGCCCCGACGUGCACGUCGAGGGGUCCCGCGACUCGGGCCUCGUCUUCAUGAGCGCCAUCGGGCUCGUCGACAUGUUCAUGGACUCGAGCAAGUGGAUGGAGUUCUUUCCUGGCAUCGUGGCCAAGGCCCGUACGAUCGACGUCCUCGUGAACGGCAUGGCCGGGCGGAGCGAGUCGUUGGUUCUGAUGUACGAGGAGCUGCACGUGACGUCGCCGGUCGUCCCGACGCGGGAGUUCUGCUUCCUCCGCUACUGCCGGCAGAUCGAGCACGGGCUGUGGGCGAUCGCCGACGUCUCGGUGGACCUGCAGCCGCGCGACGCCCGGUUCGGCGCGCCGCCGUCGCGCUCGUGCCGCCUCCCCUCCGGCUGCCUCAUCGCCGAUAUGGCCAACGGCUACUCCAAGGUGACAUGGGUCGAGCACAUGGAGAUCGAGGACAGGGUGCCCAUCCACCUGCUCUACCGCGACCUCAUCCUCAGCGGAGCCGCGUUCGGCGCGCACCGGUGGCUCGCCGCGCUGCAGAGGGCGUGCGAGCGGAGCGCGUGCCUCACCACGGCCGGGAUGCCGCCCAGAGACAUCGCAGGAGUGACGCCGGAAGGGAAGCGAAGCAUGAUGAAGCUGUCGCAGCGGAUGGUGAGCAGCUUCUGCGCGAGCCUGAGCUCGUCGCAGCUCCACCGGUGGACGAUGCUGUCGGGGCCCAACGACGUGGGCGUCCGCGUCAUGGUGCACCGCAGCACCGACCCGGGGCAGCCCAGCGGCGUGGUUCUGAGCGCCGCCACCUCCAUCUGGCUGCCCGUCCCGUGCGACCGGGUGUUCGCCUUCGUCCGCGACGAGAACACGCGCUCUCAGUGGGACGUGCUGUCACACGGCAACCAGGUGCAGGAGGUGUCGCGCAUCCCCAACGGCUCGCACCCUGGGAAUUGCAUCUCCUUGCUACGAGGCCUGAACGCGAGCCAGAACAGCAUCCUGAUCCUGCAGGAGAGCUGCACCGACGCGUCGGGGUCGCUGGUGGUGUACGCGCCGAUCGACGUCCCGGCGGCGAACGUGGUGAUGAGCGGCGAGGACCCGUCGGCGAUCCCGCUCCUGCCGUCGGGGUUCACCAUCCUUCCCGACGGCCGGCACGGCGCGUCGUCGUCGAGCGCGGGCCCGCUGGGCUCCCCGGCGGCGGGGUCGCUGGUGACGGUGGCGUUCCAGAUCCUUGUGAGCAGCCUGCCGUCGUCGAAGCUGAACGCCGAGUCGGUGGCGACGGUCAACAGCCUCAUCAGCACCACUGUGGAGCAAAUUAAGGCGGCCUUGAAUUGCGCCAGCCAUUCAUGGAUGGAUGGAUCGAUGGGGAAUUGAUGCUCGCGCGCAUGCAUGCAUGCAUGCAUGCAUGCCCCCCCUGCGUAGGUCUCCCCCUCCCGGCCGGCCGCCUGCUGCGGGGAGUGAAUUCCCUUCAAGGCGUUUGGUUUCGCGACGGAGCUCUUGGUUGGUUGGGGCGCUUCAAUGCUGGCCAUUCAUGGAGGGCGGGGCUGCUGCUGCCAUGGAGUUGUCGCCCGCUUGGGGUUCACCUGCCGCCGUUGCUGCGCCGUCCGAUCACCACCCCCAUGAUCAUUCAUUCAUUCGACUCCCUCUCUUGACCUCUCUCUCUCCCUCUGCCAUUCAUGCAUGCAUGAUAACUUUUCCUCUUGGUUCUAGGUGUCCCGUCUCUGUUUACAGGGUUUGAAGUUUGCUUGCUUUGCGAGGCUUUGCAUGAAACGGAGGAGUCAAGAACGCACCAGGCUCGUCACAUUCCUCUUGCUGCCGUCAGCUGUUCUGUUUCUCUCUCUCUUUCCCUGUCUCCCCCCAUCUAUCUCCACUCCAUAGCUUCUGCCAUCCAUUUGCCGCUCCCAUUAUUUCUUUUUUCUAGUUUGUAGCCGCAGCAGAGGAUGAUGAUUGGUUCGGGUAUUGACUUCUGUCUAAUGGUGUUUAGCCUUCAAUGAACAUUGAAUUUAAUCUCUCAGUUUUUUUA